This is a messenger RNA of Phytophthora infestans T30-4, 3122 nucleotides long. RefSeq names its product phosphatidylinositide phosphatase SAC1-like protein. Lineage: Eukaryota; Oomycota; Peronosporomycetes; Peronosporales; Peronosporaceae. Gene Ontology annotation, molecular function: phosphatidylinositol-4-phosphate phosphatase activity; channel activity. Gene Ontology annotation, biological process: phosphatidylinositol dephosphorylation; transmembrane transport. Gene Ontology annotation, cellular component: membrane; endoplasmic reticulum. The record is from RefSeq and is a predicted model, not a curated record. Bases 1 to 3018 code for a protein of 1005 amino acids. The transcript is spliced from 10 exons.
AUGGACUGGGUGGCAGUAGACAAGUGCAUGCUCUCGCGGUUGCUGUACCCGAAUCCAGUGUGUUUGCUCUCGGUACUCAGCAGCGAUGGCAAUGACCGCAGCCUCAUGACUAUCACAUGGAUAACGGCCAUCAACAACCAGGGAGGGUUUAUUUGCUCCAUGAAUGCCACUCGAUACACUGCCAAUUUCAUGAACCAAUCGGGAGCCGUCUUUGGCAUGGAGGAGCUUGUUUUGGCAAUUGGCAGUAGUAGUGGGAGCGACGGGGACAAGUUCGAGCAACUCAACAUUCCAAUCUGCGCCCCAGGAGGUGAAGACUUUCAGAAUGUUGCAAAAGACUCCCAUGAAACUGAAGCGCACAAGAAAAAGCAGAAAUUGAAGGAGCUGGCGCGACAGGAAAUUGCAAGCAUUGCAGCUCAAAGUGUCGCUCUUCGGGACUGUGUGGCGCAUCUGUUAUGUCGUGUGGACACAGUGACGGAAGACGACGGUCACUUGCUGCUUCGAUUCCAACAAGCUGCAAUUGGGUGGGGGUUUGCUGCAACGCUCGCAACUUUCAUCGCGUCACCCGGAUCCGGUGCUCACUUGAACCCGGCCGUCACUCUAGCGAUUGCCGUGUCACCUCACAGUGGUUUCCCCAAGCGAAAAGUUCCUGUGUACAUGCUUUUUCAAUUGCUCGGUGCGACAUUCGCCGGAGUUGCCGUGUACCUAAUGUUUGGAUCGGCAAUCCACCGCUUUGAGGACCGGUUGGAGAUUAAUCGGGGAUCUCCGAAUUCUGCCAUCUCAGCUGUUGCCUUUGGGGCCUCAUUCCCGCAUCCACAACUAGUGUAUGUCCAUCGAGCUGUCCGUCAACCUGCGCAACCUACUGGUGUCGCUGCAUUUACGGGCUCAACUGCAUCAGGAGCAAACGAUAAUAACGAUAUUUUGUUGCCCCGAAUGCCUUCGAACCCGUUGGCCUCGCUUUACGUUGGUACAGCUGUGGCAGCAUUGACAAUGGUAAUGACACCACUCACACAGGCGUGUUUGAACCCGGCACGAGACUUUGGACCUCGCAUUGUGGCUGCCAUUGCAGGCUGGGGAGCUGUUGCAUUACCGGGUGACCGACCCGAAUCCUGCUGGAUCUACUUGCUCGGACCAUGCCUAGGCGCAUUGGCCGGCAUGUCACUUCGUUCUGAUACUGUCGUGACAAUGCCGCCCGCCGACAAGAAGAAACACUAUGAGCUGGUGGUGCAGGACGACUUCCUAGUGGUGCUUCACCCUGUACACCCGCUGAGUCUGCAGAUCCCGCGCUUGUCCUCCACAGACGCGUCGCUGGGGCUCAGUGUAGAGCAUGUCGAGGAUAAUCAGCACGUGCACGGCCGACGCAUGGCAUUUGACGCCAUCUACGGCGUGUUUUGGUUGCUGCGCGGGCCGUAUCUGGCUGUAGUGACGCAGUCCAAGGUGGUGGCCAGAGGCGUAAAGGACGCCGAGAUCCGCCUCGUGCAGAAACUCGAGUUGCUGCUUAUUCCGACACAAAACCUGCCGAUACUUACGCCACAACAGGAGCAGGACGAGCGCAUGUACAUCGACAUGAUCUCAAACGACAUUGAGGCUCAGAAACUGCACUUUUCCAAGGACUUUGACCUCACGCACACACUACAGCGAAUUGCUGCGUUUGAUGGCAAAAUCGGCAGCAUCGCGGAGCGUGCGGACGAGCGCUUCUUCUGGAACAAAUCGCUCUGCUUGCCUUUCAUCGAGCAAAAGUUUUUCGAGUGGGUAACGCCGAUGGUGCAGGCUCAUGUGGAGCUGACGGAACAACUCCAAGUGAAGGACAAGUCGUUCCGUAUCUUGUACAUCUCGCGAAGAUCGUGCAAACGCCAGGGAAUGCGCUUCACAAUGCGUGGCAUCGACGACGACGGCAACGUGGCAAACUUCGUCGAGACGGAGCAGAUUUGUCUAUUUGAAGACGGCAAACAGACGUCGUUCGUGCAGAUUCGUGGCUCCAUCCCCGUGUUCUGGAGCUCGCCGGUCACCAUGAAGUACGCGCCCAAAGUGUACCACGCUGGCGACGUGGAGCGCGACGUGGCCGCCUUCCAGAAACACGCGUACGAGUUGAUGGCGCUCUACGGUCGUGUGCUGUUCGUGAAUCUCAUCGACAAGAAGAAGGAACAGCUCAAACUGGGCGAGGCGUUGGCCAAGACGGUGGCCGAGGCUGCCACUAAAGACUCGCACAUUCUCGCCGCUGUGCGUCUCGUGUGGUUCGAUUUCCAUCACGAAUGCCGCAACAUGAAGUGGGUAAACUUGCAGAAGCUGAUUAAACAGGUCGACGAUGACUUCCUUGAUCACGGGUAUUUUUGCAAGAACGCAGAUGGAACUGUCGUGAACAAACAGUCCGGAGUGGUGCGCACCAACUGCAUGGACAACUUAGACCGCACCAACGUCGUCCAGUCGCUCUUUGGUCGACGUAGUUUAAUGUUGCAGCUAAAUGAGACCGAAGCCCUGCAAGGAAAUGUGCUCAGCUCGCCCUUUGAGGACUUCGAACGCACGUUUAAGCGCGUGUGGGGCAACAACGCGGACGCGAUCAGCAUCUUCUACGCCGGCACGGGUGCGCUCAAGACGGACUUUACGCGUACUGGCAAGCGCACCAAGAAGGGGGCGCUUAUGGAUGGCUACAACUCGUGCAUGCGGUACAUCAAGAACAACUUCAUGGACGGAUAUCGACAGGACGUGCUGGAUCUGCUGCUGGGACGCUUCACAGUCUCGCGCAGUAAGCCGUCGCCGUUCCAGACGCAGGGCGAGACGCUCGAAUCCGUGCUGACCAAGAUCAUGGGAGUCGUGUUUGCCUUCUUCCUCGUGGAAACGUACCGUAGUGGCGGCCAGAACUACAUGGUUGAGAGGCUGUUCCGCUCGGUACUGCUCACACUGCUCAUCUGUGUGGGCGUGUUCAGCGUGCUGGUCAAGAAGGGCAACUCUAUCGGCCAGAAGCUCGUGCGGCUGCCGAGUCUGCGUCCUCAGGACGGCUGCAUGACCACCUGGAAGCGCUAGGCGGACGAUUGCUCAGGGAGAUGGUCGCUCUGCAUUUGUGCCACGCUCGCCAGAGUCAGAUGGGAUUUACUGUAGUGCAAAAAAUAUGACUUUGAUCUGAACCA